UGAGAAAUCCAUUUUUUGCAGUUGAGAGAUAUGAAGGGAAUUGGGGGCCCUUUAUUAUGCAUUGGGGAUCUGCUCAGCGACGUCGGAGAAGGCAACGAUGCUGGUGACGUCCUUAAGCCUUCACCACCGGCACCGUCGUCUUCCAAUUCCGAUCUCUAUCUCCAGCCCUCUGAUCUCAUCAAACACUUCCUGGAAAGCUAUGACCAGCUGAAUGAGGCACUUGCUGGUACAGACCAUUCGUGGACAGCUUUCACACUUGAGUUGUGCACUGCUCUGGAAACUGCGAACAAGUUGAUCCAGGCAACCAGCUCUCAUGUUGGAUUGCUAUCAGAGAAGGUUGGGGAACUUGAAAGAGUCAUUAGGAGGGGGGAUUCUGCUAUAGCAGCAGCAAAAGCUGUCCAUAACUCUUUAAGUCAAAAGGAAGGAUUGGUUAGCAGUCGGGUGGAAAAACAAGGGUUGUGAUCAAGUAGCAAGGUCAGAAAAGGGCAGGCAGAUACCCUAUUCUGUGUCAAGGAAGGGUUUGGCAACAAUUUGGUAAGAAGAGAAUUUUGAAAUGCUAGAGAUGUGUUGUCUUGUCCUGCUUUUGCUUUGAACUGUCUAUUAUUUAUUUUUUCCAAACUUGCAUAGUUGAAUUAAGACAAUUAAAUUUGCUAAUAUUAGAAUCAAGUUUCAUAUAUCAUGAUGUUGAAGGUGUUCCCACUUUUGUC
This is a messenger RNA of Diospyros lotus (date-plum), 707 nucleotides long. RefSeq lists its product as uncharacterized. The coding region runs from base 31 to 462 and encodes 143 amino acids. The transcript is spliced from 3 exons. Lineage: Eukaryota; Viridiplantae; Streptophyta; Magnoliopsida; Ericales; Ebenaceae. The record is from RefSeq and is a predicted model, not a curated record.